AUGGGUCCAAUAGGGGUUGGUAAAACCGAGCUUGCCAAGGCUCUUGCUGGAUACCUUUUCGACACGGAAAACGCAAUAGUGAGGAUAGAUAUGAGUGAGUACAUGGAAAGAUCAUCAGUCUUACGGCUCGUUGGCGCACCUCCUAGCUAUAUCGGUUAUGAAGAAGGUGGGCAUUUAACUGAAGCUGUUCGCAGGAGACCUUAUUCGGUGGUUCUCUUUGAUGAGAUCGAGAAAGCCCACCCUGAUGUAUUCAAUGUCUUGCUCCAGCUACUAGACGAUGGAAGAAUAACUGAUUCUCAUGGGAGGAGAGUAAAUUUCACAAACUGCUUUAUAAUAAUGACCUCUAAUAUAGGAUCUCAACACAUACUUGAGACUAUAAGCAACAAUGAAGAUAGCAAAAGCAAAGAAGCGGUUUAUGAAAUGUUGAAGCAACAAGUUUUGGAGUUGGCAAGAAAAACUUUCAGGCCAGAGUUCAUGAAUAGAAUUGACGAAUACAUUGUUUUCCAGCCUUUGGAUCCAACAGAAAUAUCGAAAAUCGUGGAGUUUCAGAUGAGCCGAGUGAAGAAUAGGUUGGAACAGAAGAAAAUAAAACUUGAAUACACAAAAGAAGCCGUGAAUCUCAUUGCUGAGCUAGGGUUUGACCCCAAAAAUGGUGCAAGACCGGUGAAGCGAAUGAUUGAGAAUAUUGUGAAGAAAGAUAUCACCUCAAAAGUUUUGAAGGGAGACUUUGGAGAGGAAGACAGAAUUCUUGUCGAUGUUGACCAGCCAAACAACAAAUUGAUCAUAAAGAAGGUCGAGAAUAAUAUUGCUGAUCCUGUUGAAGAAAUGGCCGCCGCUUGA
Microthlaspi erraticum is the source of this 840-nucleotide messenger RNA. The record is from the annotation of a GenBank genome assembly. Lineage: Eukaryota; Viridiplantae; Streptophyta; Magnoliopsida; Brassicales; Brassicaceae.